Molecule: messenger RNA, 1016 nt
Organism: Camellia sinensis
Lineage: Eukaryota; Viridiplantae; Streptophyta; Magnoliopsida; Ericales; Theaceae
Product: transcription factor FER-LIKE IRON DEFICIENCY-INDUCED TRANSCRIPTION FACTOR
Biological process (GO): regulation of DNA-templated transcription
Cellular component (GO): nucleus
Molecular function (GO): DNA-binding transcription factor activity; protein dimerization activity; sequence-specific DNA binding
Source: RefSeq, a predicted model, not a curated record
UUUAUUUUUUGAAGUAAAAACAUUGAGAAUUGGGAAUGUGGUACCAUGGUGACCUAUACAUAUACGCUACAAGGACUAGAAGUCUCAUGAUCAACCUAUCAUUUGAAACAAUGGAGAGGAUGGAAACAUCUGGAAACCAACCUGGGCAUGUUGGUGAUGACUUCAACUUAUUAUCACAAGACUUGUUCAUCAACGAAUCAAAUUUUGAGCAAUUCAUUGAUCUUAUUAGAGGUGAAACCAAUGAUCCCAUUGUCGAGUUCUGUCACAAUUAUGAUUGUGAGCACAUUAGUGGCUGUUUGGAUCAUACCCAAUUUGGCCCAACCCCAGGUGAUCAAGAUCAAGAUCCUCUCUUUGGUUGCAAUAAUCUGAGUUCUGGUCUCAAUGCUUUGCCAGCCGUAGACGUUGGGGAGGAAGAGAAUGAUAAUGAUAUUGGAGAGGAGUAUUCUUCUGCAACCACGACUACUACUACUAGGCUGACGAAGAGAAAGGGUGGGGAUAGGUCGAGAACUUUGGUUUCAGAGAGAAAGAGGAGAGGUCGGAUGAAGGAGAAGCUCUACGCAUUGCGUGCCUUGGUUCCUAACAUAACUAAGAUGGAUAAGGCUUCCAUUGUUGGAGAUGCGGUAGAGUACUUGCAGGAGCUGCAAAUGCAGGCGAGGAAGCUAAGAGCCGAGAUUGCAGGGCUCGAAUCCUCCUUGACAGAGGGAGACAGACAUCGACAAGGCAUAGUUGAAAACAGAAAGAAUAUCCAAUUUAUAAGCCCCAACCAUACAAUUUGCAAGCACAUAAUGCAGAUGGACAUGAUUCAAGUGGAGGAAAGAGGAUUUUAUGUGAGAGUGGAGUGCAAUAGAGGACAAGGGGUGGCCUCAUCACUUUACAAGGCUAUUGAGUCCCUCACACGAUUCAAUGUUCAGAGCUCCAACUUGGCUACCCUUUCUGAGAGAUUCAUAUUAACCUUUACUAUCAAGGUUAGAGAAUGCGAGCCCAACAUGAACUUGCCAAAUUUGAAGCUGUGGAUG